Messenger RNA from Salvia splendens (bonfire salvia), 1480 nucleotides. RefSeq lists its product as uncharacterized. The record is from RefSeq and is a predicted model, not a curated record. The transcript is spliced from 7 exons. Bases 545 to 1276 code for a protein of 243 amino acids. Lineage: Eukaryota; Viridiplantae; Streptophyta; Magnoliopsida; Lamiales; Lamiaceae.
UUCUUUCUCCAUUCGUUUAUUCGUAGUUUUAAUUGAGCUUAAGUCAAUUUCGAUGUAAGCACAAGUAGUUCGUACGUGGUUUUCUGAAUUUUUUGUCGGUACUGGUUUCAUAAUUUUGAUUUAACAGCUAACUCUUUCUUAUCUAUGAUUCGUGGUAUUUUUUGUCGAGAUCAUGUGUAGUUUCGCCUGUUUCUGUUGGUUGAUCGAUUGCAAGUUCAUUUUUUUUUAUUUUUCUAGAUUUUUUUUUAUUUUCCUUGUUAACCUGGCUCUGUGAGGGGAUUUCGGAGGAAUUGGUUAAUUUAAUAUUUUGAAAUUAUGUUAUACUCCAUGUUAGUAGUAUAGUUUCUCCAAAUUUAGGGAUUUAUUCUGGAUUAUGUAAUUUUAUCAUGGAUCAUGACUAUAUUGAGGUGCUCCUGUAAGAGUAAUUGUAUAUAGGGAAAUGGAGAAUGAGAUAGGGGGCAAUAAGUCAUUGCUGUUGUAGGAGUUCUCAUAAAUUUAUCUUCUGCCAGCUGAAUGAUAUAAGGCUUACAAGUGAAAUAUCUUAAUGGGUGAUGGUCCUCGAGGAAUACAAAUCCUACCUGAUUAUUUUGCAGCUUCAACUUCUGGUUCUGGCUCUCCUUCAACUCCAAGCCAAGCAUCAUCAUCAGCCACAGAGUUGAGAUCUCAGAGUCUCACAUCAUCUCGUAGAAGAUUAAAAAGUGCCAGAUCCAUGUUGAACUUGUUUAAUUUAAGGGGGCGUUUGUCUUGGAAAUUAGGCGCAAAUGGCGAGGAAAAGGUUGUAUUAAGUGCUGUGGAGGUGGAAUCUCUUCGUUCAGAAAUAGCUGAUUUAGAAGAAAGAGAAUCUCACUUUAAAGCUCAAUUGGAGCAUAUAGAUGAAAUUCUGAGAUCUGCACGUCUAUCUGGCUAUCUCUACAUGCGGAUGAGAUGGGCAGCAUUACCUGGAGAACAACCUCCCAUAGAUGAUACUGAAGUUGAUGAUUGGCUUCCACGCUUCAUUGUCCUUCAUGGAUCAUGCAUCUACUUGUAUAUGAAAGCCACCGAUUUAAGUCCUCAGGACUCCACUCUCCUACCUGAUGUUAUUGAAGUUGGUCGUCUUCCUUGCUUAACACUGGAAGAUGAAGCAACUCGAUAUUGCUUUUAUAUUUUAACCCGUCAUGGGCUGCGAUAUGAAUGCUCUAGCAAAUCCAAGAUACAAGUUGAUUCAUGGCUGGAAGCACUGCAGAUUGAUUGCAAGUUGGCACUCGAUCCUGACGAUCUGAACGAACCAAAGGUGUAACUCGGUUUAUCUUCAAUGCAUAUUUCAUGGCUGGUAUCACUUUGUAUAAUUGUCCUUACAUAUUUCAAAACUGUACAGAGCAUCACUGAAUGAUAUCACCUUGUUGUAGCCUCUUUUAUCAUGGCUGGUAUCACUUUGUAUGAUUGUACGUAUGUAGCUUAUUUUAUCAUGGAUCAGAGAAGAUAAACGUUUUCAUCAUGUACA